This is a messenger RNA of Heteronotia binoei (common prickly gecko), 1032 nucleotides long. RefSeq names its product gastrula zinc finger protein XlCGF17.1-like. The transcript has a single exon. Gene Ontology annotation, molecular function: DNA-binding transcription factor activity; RNA polymerase II cis-regulatory region sequence-specific DNA binding. The record is from RefSeq and is a predicted model, not a curated record. NCBI's taxonomy places the organism in Eukaryota, Metazoa, Chordata, Lepidosauria, Squamata, Gekkonidae. Gene Ontology annotation, biological process: regulation of transcription by RNA polymerase II. The annotation marks the transcript as partial.
CAGUGGACUCCUUCAGGAGUAAAGUCAUUCAUCUGCUCCAAGAGUGAAAUGACAUUUUCCAGUGGGAGAAAGGGUAAUGUAUGUUUUCCAAACGACAGUAUAAUGAAGGCAUGUAAAUGCAGUUAUUGUGGAAAGUACUUCAGAUACAGACCGCAGCUUCUUGUACACCAAAAAUUACACACAGCACAAAACUGUUUUGAAUGCUCAGAGUGUGGAAAGAGAUUCAUCACAAAUAGCAAACUUAAACGGCAUACAAGAACACACACGGGGGAGAAACCGUUUGAAUGCUCGGAGUGUGGAAAGAGAUUCAGUGAGAGGGGGACUCUUCAAAAUCAUCAGAGAACCCACACAGGGGAGAAGCCUUUUGAAUGCUCAGAGUGUGGAAGGAGAUUCAUCACAAAUGGCAAACUUAAACAGCAUACAAGAACCCACACAGGAGAGAAACCGUUUGAAUGCUCAGAGUGUGGAAAGAGAUUCAUUCAGAGUGGCCAUCUUCAACGGCAUCACAGAACCCACACAGGGGAGAAGCCUUUUGAAUGCUCAGAGUGCGGAAGGAGAUUCAUCAAAAAUGACAAACUUAAACGGCAUACAAGAACCCACACUGGAGAGAAACCGUUUGAAUGCUCAGAGUGUGGAAAGAAAUUCAUUGAGAGGGGGGCUCUUCAAAAGCAUCAGAGAACCCACACCAGGGAGAAACCAUUUGAAUGCUCAGAGUGUGGAAAGAGAUUCAUUCAGAGUGGCCAUCUUCAACAGCAUCACAGAACCCACACAGGGGAGAAGCCUUUUGAAUGCUCAGAGUGCGGAAGGAGAUUCAUCAAAAAUGACAAACUUAAACGGCAUACAAGAACCCACACUGGAGAGAAACCGUUUGAAUGCUCAGAGUGUGGAAAGAGAUUCGGUGAGAGGGGGACUCUUCAAAAGCAUCAGAGAACCCACACAGGGGAGAAGCCUUUUGAAUGCUCAGAGUGUGGAAGGAGAUUCAUCACAAAUGGCAAACUUAAACGGCAUACAAGAACCCACACAGGGGAGAAA